Messenger RNA from Chaetomium globosum CBS 148.51, 1824 nucleotides. RefSeq lists its product as uncharacterized. Bases 1 to 1824 code for a protein of 607 amino acids. The transcript has 3 exons. Lineage: Eukaryota; Fungi; Ascomycota; Sordariomycetes; Sordariales; Chaetomiaceae. The record is from RefSeq and is a predicted model, not a curated record.
AUGCCCAAACGUGACCAUUUACGGAACCUUCUUUCUUCUGUCCCUGGGCCAUGGAAACAGAAACAGGAACGGGCACAGGCCGAUGCCGGUAAAGAGGCGCUCCACGAGUCUGAGUCCGGAACCCCUACUCCGGCCAUUUGCGAGCAAUGCCGCAACUUGGAUCCCGACGAUCCGGAAUUCGGCGAUCUCUUUCUGUGGACAUCAAGGUUAGCGGGUACUUCACCCGCUAGCUGUCACUUUUGCCAGUUUAUUUACGAUGCAGCGACCGCGAUGGUCCCGUCUCUGGCGUCGGACAGCGAGAUACACGCCUCUGUUGAGUCGGAUCCGCCGCGCAAGAGACUAGAUUUCAGAUUUGGCGGUCGGCUUAUGGUGCGGGUAUACGUGCGUCCCGAUCACGAGCGUAACCUUCCAACGAACAACAUUGGCAAAGACAAUGACCCGUUUGCCUUCAUUUCUGCGCAACUCCAGAACUGCAAACAGAACCACCCCGGCUGCUCUCAGCGGCGUCCAGAUUUCCAACCCACACGGCUCAUACAUUGCCCCGACAACACUGAACAACUACGGCUUGUAGAACUUGGCCCAGUGCCCGGGAUCUCAUCCCCAGUCGAAUAUGUUGCACUGAGUUAUUGCUGGGGUGCUUCCGCCUCCUUCAAAACCACUCAGAAGAACAUCGAUGAACACAAACAAGGGUUUAGGAUUUCUGAGUUGCCACAGACUCUGCAAGACGCUGUCACAGUUGCAAGGCAACUUGGCAUCGAGUAUAUCUGGAUAGAUGCGAUCUGUAUUGUCCAGGGUGAUGCUGCGGAUUGGGAAAAGGAAUCAGGCAUGAUGGCUGAUAUCUACAACAACGCCUACGUUACCAUUGCAGCGCUAUCAGCCGCCGCCUCCGCGGACGGGUUCCUCGCUUGUAAGAGAAACCCUCUGCAAAUUUCCCGAUCAUGGUCGGAAGAGCAUGGCGUCACGACUACCCUGGUCGCGCAAGAGAAGAUACGAACUGGCUUACACGCUUCGGCAUUGCGCAACGACUGGGGACCGACAAUGGGUACCCAAGAAGGGGACUUCGAUCCGGUACAGACAAGGGGCUGGUGUUUCCAGGAAGAGAUUCUGUCCCGUCGAUACAUUGCCUUUUCUCGACAGGAAAUGCAAUGGUCAUGCAGAUCUUCGUCCACCUGCCAGUGUGGGUCACUCGAUCAUGACGCCGGUUCCGUUCGUCGCGGACCAACAAGCAUGCAAAGCGACCCGUUCAGAUUCUGGGCAGACGAGGUCCUCUUAUUCUACACCCAACGGACCCUCUCGUUUUCAACCGACAAACUUCCCGCCAUCUCAGGCCUGGCUCGAGCGAUCCAACGCACAACUUCAGCCGAUUACGUUGCUGGCAUUUGGUUGCAGGACCUGACGCGGAGCCUGAACUGGAAGCCCCAAGACGACAUCAAACCCUGCCCUCCCGAGUACAGGGCACCUUCCUUCUCCUGGGCUUCUAUCGACAGUCCAAUAUGUACGCCUACGGCCCCCGACCCCUUGCCUGACCUCGUCUCCCUUGUCAGUUGGGUUGUGGAACCUAAACGCCAGGACCCGCUCGGUGAGAUAAAAUACGCGAGUCUCACAUUGUGUGGGUUUGUUCAUCCAGCAACAGUCACCCAUCAGCCAGGAAGCUACAGCGGGUUUGAGUUCCGCGUGAACGUUGCCGGUCAAAAGGCAAUCUUGGAAGAUGACACAACUCUUGUCAAAUUUAAGACGGAAGGGCCAGACGGCGCCGGGUUCUGGUCAUUUGACAGCGUCAACCCACCCAGGACAACCGGAUUGUCAGAUUCACCACCUACUUAG